CUAGCAUUGUCUUUUGUCAUUGUGAUUUGUGAGACAGCGGCUGUUUUUUUAUUUUGCAGAUGUUCUUGCUUUCUCAGUUCUUAGUAAUUACUGGAAUUUUAGAUAUUAUUGCCAUGCACUCCAGCCAGGAUCAAAAAAACCUAUUCCUUACAUCAUAAUAUUUUGUAAGAAUGGCAGCGUCUGGGACUGAAAUUGAAGACUUCUUGAGCGGGCCCCUAGUUUCGUGGGUAAAAUCAUGUUUACCAAAUCCUGAUCUUAUCACUGAAUAUGCAUCCCUCUUUAAUGGAGAUAUACUCCAACAAGUGUAUCUUCAAAUUGACCCGGAGCCUUCAUUUCACAUCACUAAACUUGCUGGAUUGGAGGAACAAGCUCUUAUUCUUGGGAGGGUCAAAAACUUUGAUGCAAUAGUCAAAAAUGUCAAGGCUCUGUAUGAAGAAGAGUUGGGAAUGACACUGUUGGUAGUCCCAGAAUGCAUUUGCCUUGGAAAAUCUCCAGAGACUAGAGAAGGGCUGGAAAAUAUGAAGUUGCUAAUUCUUUUAUUGCUUGGAGCUGCUGUACAAUGCCCCAACAAGGAACUGUUCAUCACUCGCAUCAAAGAACUAGAUGUGGAGUUGCAGCACAAUAUAGUGGAGUGCAUCAAGCAGGUGACUGACAUGCAAACAGUGGUUUUAACGCCAGACGCGAUAGAUCUUUUCCAAUCUCCGACUAUGUUCAACCAUAUGCGGCGGCUUGCCAAAGAACGCGAUCAUUAUCUCCAGAACUGGACUUCGCUAGCCCUUCAAGAAGACCUGUGCGAGAAUGACAACGAAAAUAAAAAUGGAAAAAAUAGGUCGACUCAAAAUGUCAACCAGAACAUCAGCGAAAGUCAACAUCUUGCUGUUGAACUGGCCGACUGGAAAGCGCGUUUGCGAAAACAGAGACAAGAGUUAGAAGAAAAAUCUGAACAACUAUCCGAAUGUCGUGAAGAAUUAGAACAUACCAAACUAGUACUUGGCAAGUUACGUUCUGACAGCCAGGAAUGGUUUAACGAAGCAAGAAAGGCGGCAGCCUAUAGAGAUGAGGUCGACGCAUUACGGGAGAAGGCGGAAAGAUGUGACAGGUUAGAACAAGAAAUUCAAAGGUACAGAGACCGAUUGGCCGAUGCAGAGUACUACAAGACUCGCGUUUCGGAGCUCCGAGAAGAUAACAAGGCUCUCAUGGAGACACGAGAUGCGUUAGAGGAGCAGCUACAAAGAGCCCGGAAACGAGCUGAGCAGUGCCUGACUUUAGAGGCUGCCAUGAUCAAGUUAAAAAGAGAAGCCAACGACAUUGCUUUGGAAAGAGAUGCUGACCAACAGAAGAUUCAAGAACUCAUAGAAGAAAACAACCACUUGCAAUACAUAACGAAAUCAGUCCUAAGCGAAAGCAACAACAGUAACUUAGACACGGACAAUGAGUGCGAAAGCACAUUAGAAUCAGGCGAGAACAGUUUGUCCGAACAGUUGACGAGUAACGCUCAAGCAAGGGCGUUAAAAUUGGAGUUAGAAAACAAGAGACUGCUCUCUACCAUUGACAGCCUUCGAGAACAAUCAUUACUUGAAAGUGGAGAAAAAUUACUAGAACUGGAGAAAGAGAAGAAAAAGCUAACAUUGAAGUGUGAACAACUACAAGAAAACUGUAACCGAGUUAUGCAACAGAACUCAGAAUUAGAAGAAGUGUUUAAAAACGCAUUAGAAGAAAACAGAAAACUUCAAGAUUCUUUGGAUAGUCAGAAAGCAUUUAUCGAUCGUCAAUCCAUCGACAGAGAUUCAGAGAAAAACAAAUUACAAGAUUUUGAAAAGCACUUGGAAUCUCUUACCAAAGACAAACAAAGAAUCCAAAUGUUAUGUGAUUCAAUUCAAAGGAGAGCUGACGAUUUAGAGAAAACUUUAGAUUCCAGAACUAAAGAAUUAAACAUUCUCAAACCAGAAGCUGAUAAAGUUACUGGACUAAUUAUACAAACUGAGGAGCUUAAAACUAAAUUGUCCUAUAGUGAAAAAGAAACACAUAACCUUCAAAGGGAAGUUAAUAAGUUAAAAGAAGCUGUUGAAGAAAAAGAUGUAUCAAUUGAUAAAUUAACAACUGAAAUAGAGUUAAAGAAAAAGGAACUAGAAAGGUUGGUUAAGGAACUCGAAAUUAAUCAAAACACAAUUAGUCGAUUACAAGACUUGGAACAGAAAACGCAAGAACUCAAGUCUCAAAAGAAAAUGGAUUCAGAAACAAUUCAAACUUUACAAAAGGAUUUGAUUAAGGAGAAAGUCAAUUUCGACAAGCUAAGAAAUUGCUUAGAGAAGCUUGGUAUUCAUAGUUCAGAAAUAAUGUCCAAAGAUGUUAAUGUGGAAGAUUUGCUUGAAAAAAUUAUCACAAAUACUGAUCAUGAAAAUUUAAUAUCAGAAAUAGCAGCGAAAGCAAACUUGAUGGCCUUAGUGCCGUGCAGUUGUAAACAGGCAGACAUAGAAGUUAAUGACAUCGAUGAAAAUAUAGUCAAUCCACAAAUAGAACAAUUAACUGCUGACGUGAGUGCACUUCAGGCGUCAUUGGAAAGUUGUCAGUCCGAAAACGCCAAAUUGCAAGUGAAUGUCGCCACUCUCAACUCACAAAACGGUUCCUUGAUAUCACAACAAAUGACUUUACAGCUGGCCAACAGCCAAUUAGCAGCUGAAAAGGAAGAAAUCAUUAAACAGCUAGAAGUUUUAAAAGAUAAACAAGAUAAUCUGUUGCGAGAUCAAGUGGCUUUACAGACACUCCAUGAACAACUCAAUACUGAGUAUGAAUUGUUGUUGAGUGAAAGAGAACCAGUUAAAAUAACUGUAAGGGAUUUGAAGUUAGAAAAUCGAGAAUUGAAAGAAAAGCUAGAAAGUCAUGAAAAAAAGAUAUCAGAAUUUGAAUUAGAACGAGAGAAUCUUAAAAUAGAAUCAAGAAAUCUAACCAAUUUAAGAGCUGAACAUUCAAAACUAAAAGAUGACUUUAGAAAUCUAUUCACAGCUAGUGAUCGACUCAAAAACGAAUAUCGUAACAUGCAAGAAGAAUAUAGAAAUCUAAGAAGUGAAGUAACACAAUUAAAAUUGAGAAACACUGAGAUGUCUGGUGAAAUUAAUACAAAACUAGAAAUAAUAACUAGUAUGGAAUUAGAAAUAAAUAAGACAAACCAGCACUGUGAGAUGCUUGUUCAUAUGAACAAAAGUUUGGAUGCUGACAGGCGCUCAUUGAUGGACCACGUCUCUCAACUGCUUACUCAGUAUCAUGAAUUACUGGCACAUUCUUUGAAAGAUAAGCAGCAUUAUCACGAAGAAGAGAAAAUGUUUGCUGAUAAAGUAAACGCAUUAUGUCGCCAAAAGGAAAAGCUUGAGGAGAAAAUCAUGGAACAUUAUAAAAAACUUGACAACUGCACCACAAAGAGGCGUGGCUUUGGGGCUUCGUUUGUCAAAAAAGUAAGAAAAGCGGGAACCGAUUUAAUAAAUAAAACGGCGAGGAAUAAUAAAAGAAUAGAAGACGCAGGUCGUUCGAAAUCACAGUUGACUCUAGCCGGUUCUGAAUCAGGAGAAUCGGACCCAGGGCAAGACGUCGAAAAGAUAUCCAAAAUCUCGGAUCAGGACCCAGGUUCAUCAGUUCCUAGCGUGGAAUCGCCGCGCCACAGUUCCGAUUCCAGUUUUAGCAGAAGAUUUGACGACAAACUGCUAAAGAAAUCUGACAACACAGAUAUGACUGGGUCUAUCCCUAGUUUGGAAUCGGCCAGAUUGACUGGCGAAGGAAACUUUGCGAGAAGGCUCUCGACUACAUCCAUGCACAGCGGCGGCGGGGACGACGCUCUGAUUCGGGCUUCUUUGAGAAGAAGAGCGCAUAAAGCGGUUCCGUCCUCUCACAGAAACAGUUACCAGGGCUUAGAAAACGACUCAGGGUUGCCACCUGCAGCAUCCACACCUUCGCCUGUGUUCGGAACUGCCGGCAGCCGCCGCACGGUGUACGUGGCCGACGACAAUCCAGACAUCACGCUUAACUCCAAACCUCAGAGCACCCCUAUAAAAGAAAACCCAACUUAUUUAGUGUAUAACAGAAUUUCGACGGUUAUUGGUGACGGUGCUUGUCAGAGCAUGACCGACCGGUCGACGAGUGAUCUGCAUCGAUCGACUUCUGAAGUGCAACGCUCGACGAUAGACGAUGGUUUACAAGAAAGAGAGGAGCUCAGACAUGACAGAAGGAACACCAGCCGCAGUGAAAAAGCUGACACCUCGAAGGAGUCGGCGAUAUGGUAUGAAUACGGUUGCGUAUGAUAUUAAUAGUGCUACGUGUGAUUCGACAUUAUUGGACAGACUGAUAAUAUGCCUUGAAUUUUGACUGUUUUAUUGAAAUGAAUGUGAUCGGUAUUUGAUGAAAUCAAUAAUUUGAGAUUGUGAUGAAAUGAUUGUAUCGUAGUACGUAAUAAUGACAGUAUUAGCUUGGCAUUUAAUUAUAAUAUUAUUAAUUGACACAUUCGACUUAAUUAAAGGAAUAUAAUAGCUUUAAUUUAAAUUCUUUCAAUAGAAAUGGAGUAGUAUAGUGACAGCAAUCAUACUGUUCACCGAAGAGGAGACGAUAUGAUUUUGUUUUAUUAGAUAAUUAUAUCUAGAUUCCUUUUGAUACAAAGUUAUGGGCGUGAGGGAUAGGACACCGACUGAAGAUUGAGUGCAAUUUUAGACCCUAUCUCCCUUUAUCGCUCAAACUUAGACCCUGUAACUACCUACAUAAAUAACUUUAUAGUUUUUGUGGUAUCAUGUAUAAUAUCCUGAUUACAUAACAAUGUUUAAAAAGCUUCUACCCGCAUGAGAUCAAAUACUUCUAAAUAGUUUGAGGCUACAAUUAAUUGUAAAUACGUUUUUUUAUACUUUGCAAUCGAGCCGGAUGGAACCUUGCCAGUGAGUCUGAAUAGAUAUUGAGUUUUUUUCUCUAUACAGUGAGCAUAAUGUGUAUGUACAAAAUAUAUUGUAUUUUAAGUUUUUUUUAUUAUAAUAAAUGCAUUAUAAAUUAUAAUUAUGUUAAUUUAUAUUAAAUCUACAUUAUUAGUUUUAAGUUACAUAUAAUAUAAAUGGUAAAAUGGAGAAACAUUAUAAUUUUGUAGGCAGAAAAUCAAAUAAAAUACAUACAAGUCAAUGUUCUUCAUAAAAUACCAUAUUUUCUAGUUACAUUUAAGUUAUUAUAAUUUUCAUAAGUUUUAGUUCAGUACAAAGUAAUUUUACACAUAAUGUUUUUGGAUACGUAAAGUAAAUGAAUAAUAAAUUUAUGAUUAUUUAUUAUGCAUAAUAUAAAUAUAAACUGCAGUUAAUGAUUUUAACAGCAUUAACCUUCCUUAAUAGUGGUAAAUAUUCUUGAAAAAUACUUCAUAAAAUGUUCUUAAUUAUAAAAAAAACUAUAAAAAAUUAAGUGUAUACAUUGUAUGUACAGGGCAUAUUCUGUAAAAUCUAUGAUAAGAAAAUAGAUAAAGCUAGCCAAAAACCUGUUUAAAAUUAAUUUUGAAUCUCUAACUCCCUGGUUGUAUUCAUUCAUUUUUGUAAUUAGUAUUUAAUUGUUAGUCUUUUGAUAAUUAGAUGCAAUAUCAAUGUACAUAUUUUUGUUUUGCUGAUUUGUUAAAAGAACUGCCGCACGCGAUUAUGCAGCUACAAACUGAAAUAGCGUGGUGUUUUACAGUUAAGGGCCCUCGCCCACGGUGACUUAAUUUUGUAUACAUCCACGAAGACGUGCCCCACCAAUUUUUGGUCGAGUGAAGCGCGGGGUGCGGGGAGUUUGAUCCGAGCGUCAUUAUUGUAGUGUGCUCAUGAAUGAUUUAGCGUGUACCGAUAACACUCGAACAUUAACGGAAGAAUGGAGGGACGCGUCUUCGUGGAUGAAACGAUCUAAGAUACAUUUCCACCGCGGCGCACUCGUGGGUUGUCGCGAAAUGUACGCUAUUGAAUUGCAUUAGAUUAUUAAAAUUUAACAGUAAAUAAAUCUAUUAAAAUGGGUAAACAGCACCGCCAAUAAAUUUUUGGUGUAAAAAUGACUGUCACAGUAUGCAUUUUCAAUUAAUUGGUACUACGAUUUACGGUGCUCAUUAAAUAAUUUAUUGUAGUAUUAGUCUUAUGUUCUGUCUGAAAACGUAACGUGAAAGUAAAAGAUAAAAUAAUAUUUCUUUUUUACUUUGUAAUCAUUUAACUUUUGUUAUUAUAAUAGUCUCUCACCGAAUUUAUAUUUCUAGCACACAAGAUGAUGAAUACAGGACUUUUGAAAUAAAACUAUGCAAAUUGAAA
Ostrinia nubilalis (European corn borer) is the source of this 6278-nucleotide messenger RNA. It is a transcript of the gene Girdin, whose product is annotated as protein Daple. NCBI's taxonomy places the organism in Eukaryota, Metazoa, Arthropoda, Insecta, Lepidoptera, Crambidae. Bases 171 to 4289 code for a protein of 1372 amino acids. The transcript has 7 exons. Gene Ontology annotation, biological process: cytoplasmic microtubule organization; cytoskeleton-dependent intracellular transport. Gene Ontology annotation, molecular function: dynein light intermediate chain binding; microtubule binding. Gene Ontology annotation, cellular component: centrosome; cytoplasm. The record is from RefSeq and is a predicted model, not a curated record.